AUUUGCUGGACUUCCAGGCAAGAAUAACGUGAGAGUGAGCCUCGUUGCCGUGUCAGUAUCGCUCGAGACAACGUCGGGGCAGUGUGUGAAUUCAAGCUCAAGGAAACGUUUACAGAGUGAUGUCCUGCAUCUAUGUUGAGCAUGAGUUGUGUGGGCGUGUAGUGUAGGCGUGGUGGUGGUCCUCCACGGUCGGACGCUCCAGCCUCCCUCACACCUCAUUGCCUCCGUGUUGAUAAGAUAACCAGUGACUAGAGAGGACUAAACGACAAACUAAAUUCCUCAAGAUAACAGUUCACGAUAUCACGUUGAGGUAAACAAAGAAAACUGAUAUAUUCUCUUGUAAGUGUGAUGACGUGUGUAAAGAGUGGUCGUGUGGGUGUGCGGGCGGCGUGGGUGUGCCUGCUGGCCCUUACCCUCACGCCCGUGGCCGCUUGGAUCCCCUUCUUCGGCGAGGAGACCCACAAGCACCUCAACCUGGAGAGUCACCACAGAGAGUGGGACAUCCUUCAGCUGCUGAGCAUCAACGUGUCACAGACGGGGGUGUCGGCAGCACGGGGACCCAUACCAGACACCCCAGCCUGGAGACUCCGAGCUCUAUAUGACAACAUCCAGAUUGACUCCUCCAUCGUUCCUAAGAUAGCGUCAACCCUACAUGACCAGCUGAGUCUAUACUUCGUGUACAAGCAACACAAGAAGACACUUGGCUCCCUCCUCUCCAUCAACCUGCCGGGCAAGAUCAAACCUUUCUUACAGAUCGUCUCCAACCUUAAGACACAACACCUCAACUUCUUCUACCACAUCAAGGAAGACACCAAGACCCACCAGGCCUCAUUCCAACUCCCAGAUAAGGUCGGGUGGACAUGGACGCGCCUCUUGAUCAGUGUCAACCAAACAGAUGUAAGGGUAUGGAUAAACUGUGCCGACUAUGAUAAACAACGCCUCGCUGGCCACAUCGACCUACAGAUACCUGAAGGUGGACUCCUGUACUUUCGCCAAGAGCCAGGGCUAAAGAAUAAGUUGAUUGGAAGCAUCCAGAUGGCUAAGCUGAUGAACUACAGUGAAGACGACCGCGUGUGGAAGUGUUCAUAUGACUCCCAGUUUGGCCCAGGGUGGCGUCCGCCUCUCCUUGGUUAACUUACUCACCUAUUUAUCGCUGGGAAGAUAACUCAUUCACCUUACCUACCUGCCCACCAACCAGCAUACAUCCUUGGUACCCACCCAAGAUGAUGUUUUCUUACUUGGUCUCUUCAAGAAAUUAAAUUUUUCCCACGAAUAUAUUAGUGAACAAAAAACAUCCUACCCCACCUAUUUCUAUUGUGCUGCUCACCCACUGCAUCAUAUUUAACCUCUCCUUAAGAAAAAAAUCAAUACUACUGUAUUAAAAAUGUUUUGGAAGGAAUUUUGAGAACUCGCAGAAUGUGACAAAAAUAUGUAGUACAGGCAGUACCCAGUUUAUAUAAGGGUUCCUUUCCAGAAAAACCUUUUUUAUAUUAUUUUUUGUAAAUCAGGUCCUAUUUUCUCAUGGACUCCCAGCAUAAAAGCUGAGAUACAUUCUUAUAAAAAAAAUGUCUUAAAAUACUACAAAACAAAAUUUUAAAGAAAUGUUUUGGUUUUUACAAUGAUAAGCCAAUAAUAAACAUAAUAAGUGAAAUGCAUGCAGUAGAGUAAUAAUUUUAUUCAUACAAGAAAUGUGUGGCACUAUCUUUGAUUCAUGUUCUCUCAUCAAAUUUAUAUAGGAUUUCCAAUUUAGUUUCAAAAUUAAUCAUCUUAGCUUGCUUAGGUUUUCAACCACCAUAACUUUCACUAAUACUGUACAAUACUUUGUUCACCUGUCAAAUUUCGAGUUCAAGGUAGAGAGUAAUCCAAAGGAGUUUGAGAAGUAAAUGUCGUUUGCUUUAAACAACACGCACAAAGUUACUGAGAUGAUGUGACGACAUGAUAAAAAGUAGGAAAUACUGAGCCAAUACAUAUACUGUAUACUAAUUAAUCGCCCCUGGCUGCAAUUACCACAGUAAUAAUGUAUAUAAUAAUUUAAAAAAAUACAACUCGCUUAAAAUCUUAGAAAUAUGCAAGCAAAAUACUGUUUAAUAUACAGUAAUGUGUGAAAUGGAAUGGUUUGGUAUUCAUAGAGAAAACAAACUCAACUCUUACCUACAUGGUAUUGUUGGCACUUCUUAUGUUUGUAUGUACUUCUGCUUGUGUUUAGUCUUGGCAAGGUAUUACCUGAAUGGGUUUUCCAUGGUUACUCACAAUACGGAAGAAAAUUAUUCACUUAAUACUGUAUCUUAAAGAUCCUGACCCAUAACAGUGCUACAAUUGCUAUCAAAAUGUUGUGGGUGUCCAACAUUACAUUCUAGCAAUGUAAUGUCUCGAGUUUGUCCUGUGACCUAAUUACUGGCUAAUUUGUUUUCACUAUUAUAAGCCCUGAGAUGCCAGUGUCAGCAGCACAGCAUCUUCAUGCUGCCACAAAAAAAAUAAAUAAAUAGAUAAAUAAAUAAAUAAAUAAAAUAAAUCCAAAAAAUAGCAAGAACAAAAUUCAUAACCAGAUGUAAAUCAGAACCUGGAACAAUUUUUUUUUUUGUGACUUUGGGUUUUCAUAAACUGGAUCUUUGUAAAUCUAGGACUGCCUGUACAGUAUUAUGUAAGAUAUGUGGAUCUAUUAAAUUGGACUAGUGUGUCUUUUAUCAGAGGAUAGAGUACUGUACUGUAUAGUUAACUUGUUAACAGGCCUCACACUACCCUGACACUGUUACACCAUCCUGGUACAGUACUGUCUUACACCACCAUGGCAAGGCCCAUUGUAACAAUGAGAUGGUCCAUUACCAUCAUGGAACUGUCCCACAUUACCAUACCAUUGACCCAUAUCACCAUGGUACUCUACUGCCCUAAACCACAAUGCUGUUGACCCAUUCCAUGUGAUACAGUCCAUUGCUACCAUGGUACUACCCUACAUCACCAUGGCAUUUACUCACACCUGUAUGAAUCUUUACCUACACACCAUGUCACUGUAUCCUACUACCAUCAACUCAAUCAACACUGCCUCCACAUCACCAUUGUUCUGCCCAUACCUAUAUGACAUUGGCUGCCAUCAUUAUGAUAGUCUUCAAACCACCAUUCUAUAACAUAAACAUAGUAAUGUCCCUACAGCAUGAUGGAACUGGUGUACCUCUAGUUAACCAUGGCAUUAUGACAAUAUAACUUUGGCACCAUAACUUUACUAUAUCUCUUAUCUUCACAUUAUCAUGGAACUGCUUCUGUCUUACCAUAGUUCUUCACUAAAACAUUGGCUCCCCCACUUCCUUGGCAUGAGUCUUAACAUUAAUAGGUGAUAAAGGCAUACAUUAUAAGUUACAGUCAGUCAUAUUAUAAAAAAAAAACAUGAUGGUAGUUGCUGGUUAUCGUCGUGAGUCUCUGGUAAAGGUUUUUUAUCUUGAAUAAAUUUAUGUAGAUGAUUCAUUAUUGUACUUUAUAAAAGUUUUGUUAAUCUACCAACACACUCCUGCUGGUGGUGGUGAGGAGUGCCACACACACACACUCCUACUGGUGGUGGUGAGGGGCACCAUAGUCACUCCUGCUGGAGGUGAUCCUUGGUACCAUCAUCUGUAGAGUAACAUUGUCAUCCGUGUCAGCAGUGGCUAAUAUAUCGACUUCCCCACUUUAAAGGUGCUCAACCACGAGCCUCCCAAGUGUUAUGGGAAUUACUUUCUGCUCAUGAGUUGUUUGUCUUUGCUAAGUUUGUAUAAAAAUGAAUUUUUGUUUGAGGUGUUGAAGAUGCCACAUUGAUUUUGUGUGUCGUUAUAGCCUUCGCUCUAACUUUUAUCUUCUCUCAGCCUCUUCCUCUUCCCUCUACACCACCACUUUCACUUCCAUUCUUGCUAUCCUAAUUCAUAAUUAUUUCAUUACAUUUCUCCUAUUUUCUCAACUUUCUCUGCCCCUUCCAUUUGCUGCACCUCCUCCAAUCUGCUCAUCUUCCUUACGGAUGUGUAACAUCAUCAAUAUGGUACUCACUCCUCCCCAAAAUUACUGCUAUAGCCUGUGAUAUUUUGUGGACAACAAACUGAGCCAAUCUGGAAACUUUAGAAUGUUUGUAACAACUUGACAGGAUGGACCUGCUGAUGCUCACACAGGGCAGAGGACAACAACACAGUGUGAACCCCUCUGAUGGUUUUAUGGUGAUAGUGUACAGUUGUGGACAAAAGCUCUCCCUUGGGAUGAAACUGAGUCACGGGAAUGAGUCUCCAACUUACAUACCCUGACUGUUGUCUGGUGUGGGUGUACUGUUUUAUUGGAAGGUACCAAACUUUUGACCCCAACUUUUCCUAUAUCCAGAGGCUUUGUUCUCUUGCAAAAUUAUUAUUUUUUUUGAAGACUAGAAAUUCUUUAUUCUUUUCCAAUUUGGAAGACUGUAUUGGUAGGAAUUUCUGCAAACACAUUGUUGUCAAUAUUUGCAUAAAUGCAAAUCACUUUAUUAUAUACAGUACAUGAUUGUAUAAACAAAGAUUGUUGUUAUGGAUGUAGUUUUAGGUGGUACUGUAGUGAUAUGUUUGUAGUGACCCGUGUGGAGUAUCACAACACACCACACCUUCCCUGCAAGAGAACUAAAGUAUUCAAAGCAAUAAAAUAUGACCUUGUUGAUCAAGUCAAAUAAAUUGAUCACCUUAGAAACAGAUAUGUCUAUUGACAUGCUCCUAUUGCACUGCUCAAAGAUACUUUUUUAGAAAUUUUGUCAAAAGAAUAUUCCUUGUAAAGAGUAAAUUGAAUAUUUCAUGGGGGAACAUUCAUUAUAUAACUGUGGAUUACGGUAAAUAUUUUGUGUUAAGGAGAGUUUUAUAAGAUUUGAUGUACAGUAAUAUUCUCAGUGAUAAGACGGAUAUACAGUACUGUGUUGUCAGAAAUAUUCUGUGUUGGUGACAGUGGGUACUACUGUAUGGUACCUGAACACUCAUUUACCACUACAACCACCAUCAUUAUUACCAUGACUACCAUUACCUUCACAACCAUUAGUGCCACCACCACUUCACCACAACCAUUAGUGCCACCACCAC
Homarus americanus (American lobster) is the source of this 5045-nucleotide messenger RNA. RefSeq lists its product as uncharacterized. NCBI's taxonomy places the organism in Eukaryota, Metazoa, Arthropoda, Malacostraca, Decapoda, Nephropidae. The record is from RefSeq and is a predicted model, not a curated record. The coding region runs from base 349 to 1134 and encodes 261 amino acids. The transcript is spliced from 7 exons.